AUGACACUUGUUGUCGAUGCUCACGUCCAUCUCUGGACAGCUAGUCGUCUACAGCAUCUACGUUGGCUCACUUCUGACUCGUCCCUCAACAAGGCUUGCACGCUCGCUGACUAUGCCAAGGAGUUUCCUGCUCAGGUUGCUGUAUUUGUAGAGUGCGAUGUCUUUGAAUGCAAGGAUGAUAGCUAUGCUCUUGCCGAAAUUGAGGAAGCAUUGGCCUUUGCAAAAGAAGAAGGACCCACCAAAGUAGGAGCCAUUGUUGCAUGGGCUCCGAUGCUUGCGUCACAAGCAGAACUUGCUGCUUAUCUAGACAAGGUCGAUGCGACAACACACAGGGCAGGGCUCGCUAUCGUACGAGGCUUCAGGUAUCUAUUGCAGCAAAAGCCUCGUUCCAUCUCACAACAUCCUCACUUACGCAGCAACCUUGUAUUUCUCGAACGUCGAUGGCCCAAGUGCGUCUUUGAGCUUGGCAUUGACGUGCAUCGAGAUGGAGUGCAAGUGCUUGACGAUGCACUAGUCUUGGUCCAGACUGCACCUGGCAUCAGUUUUGUCAUUGAUCAUCUCGCCAAAGCAGACUUGACGCAAGCAAGCAUUUCAGAAGCUUACAAGCAGGGCAUGAAAGCUCUAUCCAAAUUUCCAAAUGUGCACGUCAAGAUCUCUGGAUGUUUGACGGAAGUAGAGGUGUCAGGGAGCUUUGAAGAGGUGCUGGAGCAAAGUCCCCUCGUUGCCCACCUUUCAUUCCUUCUCAAGACAUUUGGCUCCAGCAGACUCAUUUGGGCGACACCUCGUUCAACGUUGGUUUGA
Molecule: messenger RNA, 801 nt
Organism: Protomyces lactucae-debilis
Lineage: Eukaryota; Fungi; Ascomycota; Taphrinomycetes; Taphrinales; Protomycetaceae
Exons: 2
Coding region: 1-801 (266 amino acids)
Molecular function (GO): hydrolase activity
Source: RefSeq, a predicted model, not a curated record